AAAGCGGGUAGAUGCUGUCAUAUCUGAUGUGGUCACAGCAUCUGCAAAUGUUGAGGAAGAGGAAUCUCCAACUUCUGAACCGCCUUCUGAAUUACCAAUGAAGCGGGUGUCAAGGCCAACGAGGAUUUUGUGUUCUCCAUUUGUUGCGGGUGCAGGAAAGUUAUUCCGGCAUGACGAUAACAUUAUUGUAUUUGGAAGUUACAAAGACAAUGUUGAAGAAGGUGAUAAGUCGACAUUCUUGGGUUGGUUCCAGAGAGGGUACAAGCCCAAAAACAGGCACGAAUAUUUUCUUCCCUUUCUUCAAUCUAUUGCUCAUAUGGUCACAGUAAAUUGUUCUUACAUUUCUGGUUUCAGGAAAAAGUUUAAUGAGCAUGAUGACGUAAUCAAACCAGCUUUUGUUAUUGGCUCAUAUCCAGUCGGUAACAAAACAUGGUUCCACCAACUCGUAGACCCUGAGACGUCUUUGAAUAGCGGGCACAUGGAUGCAUGCUUCUACUACAUUCGGCAGCUAGCAAAAUUUGGGAAAGUAUAGUACAGAGCUACAACAACAAACUCCUCUUUCCAGAACAUGAUAAAAGACAUAUACCCCGCUUUCAAAAAAGAUCCUAAUGUUCUGUUGUCAGGAAGCCGGUUGUUCCAGGUGGUCACAGGUGAUAGCAUAACUAUGAGCACACCUUGGGC
This is a messenger RNA of Olea europaea var. sylvestris, 681 nucleotides long. RefSeq lists its product as uncharacterized. The transcript has 3 exons. The record is from RefSeq and is a predicted model, not a curated record. NCBI's taxonomy places the organism in Eukaryota, Viridiplantae, Streptophyta, Magnoliopsida, Lamiales, Oleaceae. The coding region runs from base 98 to 532 and encodes 144 amino acids.